UCUAGUGCCUUCGGAGCAGCCUUUCGUUAGCUCGUCCCCUCGGCCCCGGCCUCGGCGCAGGCUCCAGCCCUCGGGCGCUCGCUCCCUCCUUCCUCCCUUCUUCCUUCCUCUCUUCCUUCCUCCCUCCCUCUUUCCCUCGCAUCCUUCCCCGCGCCCUCGCACGGGUUGGCGGCGGCCGAACCCCGGCGGGAGGAGAAGGAGGAGGAAUCCGCCUCUAUGAUGAAGUUCAAGCCGAACCAGACGAGGACCUACGACCGCGAGGGCUUCAAGAAGCGGGCGGCCUGCCUGUGCUUCCGCAGCGAGCAGGAGGACGAGGUGCUGUUGGUGAGUAGCAGUCGGUAUCCAGAUCAGUGGAUUGUUCCUGGUGGAGGAAUGGAGCCCGAGGAAGAGCCAGGUGGAGCUGCAGUAAGAGAAGUGUAUGAGGAGGCUGGUGUCAGAGGAAAAUUAGGCAGACUUCUGGGGAUAUUUGAGCAGAAUCAAGACCGUAAGCAUCGCACUUAUGUUUAUGUUCUUACCGUCACUGAAAUAUUGGAAGACUGGGAGGAUUCUGUUAACAUAGGGAGGAAGAGAGAGUGGUUUAAGGUUGAAGAUGCCAUUAAAGUUCUUCAGUGUCAUAAGCCUGUGCAUGCUGAGUAUCUGGAAAAACUGAAGUUGGGCUGCUCCCCAACCAAUGGAAACUCCAUGGUUCCCACCCUUCCAGACAACAAUUCUUUGUAUGUAACUUCUGCACAGACUUCAGGGUUGCCAUCUUCUGUAAGAUAAAUAUCUAGGUGACCAUAUACAGUUUCACAGGGAGAAGGCUUCUGUGUUUGAUAUCCACAUGUUUAAACUGUCUCAAUUGUCAUACGCUAUGUAUUCAGGCAUUUCUCUUAUUUUUUAGAUGCUUUGAAGUAUUUCCCUUUUUCUUUAACAGUGUAAAAAUAUUUCAGUAAACCAAA
Messenger RNA from Vombatus ursinus (common wombat), 938 nucleotides. It is a transcript of the gene NUDT4, whose product is annotated as nudix hydrolase 4. The transcript is spliced from 5 exons. The record is from RefSeq and is a predicted model, not a curated record. The coding region runs from base 217 to 762 and encodes 181 amino acids. NCBI's taxonomy places the organism in Eukaryota, Metazoa, Chordata, Mammalia, Diprotodontia, Vombatidae. Gene Ontology annotation, molecular function: diphosphoinositol-polyphosphate diphosphatase activity; endopolyphosphatase activity; bis(5'-adenosyl)-hexaphosphatase activity. Gene Ontology annotation, cellular component: nucleus; cytoplasm. Gene Ontology annotation, biological process: adenosine 5'-(hexahydrogen pentaphosphate) catabolic process; diphosphoinositol polyphosphate metabolic process; diadenosine hexaphosphate catabolic process.